AUGCCUAUGCCGGGUCCAAGGCUAGCUUCGACCAUCUCCGUAAGGGAGACGAAAGACAUGCAACCGAGCCUGCUCGAAGAGCGGAGAUCAUGGGUACGGCGAGGUCGAGAGGUCAAGCUCGACAUCUUUCUCUCGCUGGCAGAGGAAGUGAUGCUGGAACUGUUUGAAGUCGGGCCACCGUUACCUCCGUCCAACUACAGCUCGCAGGAGAUACUACAGGCGCUGGAUGAGCGAUUCACCGUGUUCAACUUUUCUGGAUACCACCACGCGUUCUGCCACUUCCUGAACUUGCACAUCGAUCAAUAUGCAAGCAUCGAAGAUUUCAACAGCGAGUUCACAACGGUACUGGAAGAUCUGACCGAUUACGGUCAUCCACUUUCUAAUACCCAAGCAUGUUCCGCCUACUUUUCAAAGCUCCGAUGCACCCAGAAUCCAUGGGUCGCAAAGAAAUUGGAUGAAUGGGACACACUGCCAGCAGUACCUGAUAUCUACGAGCUUAUGCGAGAAUCACUGCCAUGGGCAUGCAUUCGACCACUGCGCAAGUCGUCUCAAAGCCUUCCUGCACCACCGAUAUCAGAAGAUCACCUAGGAGAUACUUGGAGUCAUCUCCACAGCGAAAUACCGGGGCUUUCGGAUAGUAAAACUGCAUCAUCCGACGGCUCUCACUCAAGGCAGCUCUCUAAACAAGUAACUCAUUCUCAGAUGAUCGAUGGGCAGGUCUCAAACGAGGAUAUCGAACUCGACCCACAGGACUUGCGUGAAGCAAUCGAGAAGCUUCUCACCUCUGCCGAAGCUGAGCAUUCCAGCUUGAAGAUUGAUGCACUAGCAACAUCAGUAUGCGCCACCCCAGACUGGUUGAACGCACAGCAGAAGGUUGCCCCGAGGACACUGUCAAUACCAGGACCACCGCCUCCUACUGCGUCGCGGGCUCUUCACAAAACUUCCACCACACGCGCACGAUCCGCAUCCCCGCGUCUUCCAUCCAAUUUGUCUAGAAGCUUGUCACAAGCAAGUCUGACAGUACCAACAACGAUGACACGUCCACACACAGUAGAUAUACCACAUAACAUAGCCAGGUCAUCCCAAAGUCUCCCACCAGUACGGUCAAGAACACCAACAUAUCCACCGCCCCCACUGUCAGACCACCCAGCUUUUCGAGACAACCCCUUUCUUCUAACAGAGCAGGCUCAAAGAGACUUAGUUUCCACAGACUACUUCAGCAGACCACAACCAGAACGCAGAGAUACUGUACAACCUCAUUCCACAGCACUGUAUUCGCCGUACCAGCAAUCCGUCUAUUCGUCAAGCAACAGCAGUGCAAUGAGCUUGCCACUGCAAGGAACCAGCGAGUCAUCAUGGUGCUACACAAAGGAUGACGGAGAAGACAUCCAAGACCGCUCCAUACCACUCAUCACGUCGUCUAUGUUCCUCCAACGUCGGAACCCAGACAUUACCACCCAGCAAAGCAAGGCAUCUCUACAAUCCUCAGCCGCGGACAUUGCUGCUCUACCAUCCUUUACCUCAGAUUUGGGCAACUUGAUCCCGCCGCUACCAAAAAGGAACAUCCUGCGUAAAGCGUCAUCUAGUAUGGACAUACUAAAACGGCUUAGUGGGGACAGCCUCCUCGAGUCGAGCGACGAAGUACGGGAACGCGAGGAGAAGAAGAAUAAGAGGGAGAAAGAAAGGAAGGGUACCAGCUGGAAUAUUGGGGUUAAUAUUGCGAGGUUCACACAUAGUAAGGGUGUUAAGUAG
Alternaria atra is the source of this 1752-nucleotide messenger RNA. RefSeq lists its product as uncharacterized. The record is from RefSeq and is a predicted model, not a curated record. Bases 1 to 1752 code for a protein of 583 amino acids. The transcript has a single exon. Lineage: Eukaryota; Fungi; Ascomycota; Dothideomycetes; Pleosporales; Pleosporaceae.